This is a messenger RNA of Polyodon spathula (Mississippi paddlefish), 1412 nucleotides long. RefSeq names its product aldolase b, fructose-bisphosphate (gene aldob). Gene Ontology annotation, biological process: fructose 1,6-bisphosphate metabolic process; glycolytic process. Gene Ontology annotation, molecular function: fructose-bisphosphate aldolase activity; fructose-1-phosphate aldolase activity. The transcript is spliced from 9 exons. The coding region runs from base 110 to 1204 and encodes 364 amino acids. Lineage: Eukaryota; Metazoa; Chordata; Actinopteri; Acipenseriformes; Polyodontidae. The record is from RefSeq and is a predicted model, not a curated record. Gene Ontology annotation, cellular component: cytosol.
ACCUCCAUAAAGUUUUUGUCCGGGUGAAAAGUCAGCAGUUCUGUCUCGACGCGGGCUUACCGUCUCCGGCUCGAAACAGCACCGCCGAGUCCACGGUUCACAGGCAACAAUGACUCACCAGUUCACAGCGCUGACCCCUGAGCAGAAGCAGGAGCUCUCCUCCAUCGCUCAGAGAGUCGUUGCCACUGGAAAGGGGAUUCUAGCUGCUGAUGAGUCCACAGGUACGAUGGGGAAGCGUCUGGAGAAGAUCCAUGUUGAGAACACAGAGGAGAACCGGCGCUAUUUCAGACAGCUGCUGUUCACUGCGGACUCGACCAUCUCCCAGUGCAUCGGGGGGGUCAUCUUCUUCCACGAGACGCUCUACCAGAAGACGGACGCGGGGGUGCCCUUCCCCAACCUGGUCAAGGACAAGGGCAUCGUCGUGGGCAUCAAGGUUGAUAAGGGCACAGCAGUUCUGACAGGUACAGACGCAGAGACCACAACUCAAGGUCUGGAUGGUCUGGGGGAGCGCUGUGCUCAGUAUAAGAAGGACGGUGCUGAUUUUGCUAAGUGGAGGUGUGUGCUGAAGAUCUCGGACAGCUGCCCCUCCUCUCUGGCCAUCGCGGAGAACGCCAACGUGCUCGCUAGAUACGCCAGCAUCUGCCAACAGAACGGUCUGGUUCCGAUCGUGGAGCCGGAGAUUCUCCCGGAUGGGGAUCACUCUCUGCUUCGCUGUCAGUACGUCACGGAGAAGGUCCUGGCCGCAGUCUAUAAAGCUCUGAAUGACCACCACGUCUAUCUGGAGGGCACUCUGCUCAAACCCAACAUGGUGACGGCUGGCCAGGCCUGCCCCAAGAAGCCCAGCCCCGCCGAGAUCGCCAUGGCAACGGUGACCGCUCUCCGCAGGACUGUACCAGCCGCGGUGCCAGGUAUCUGUUUCCUUUCCGGGGGUCAGAGCGAGGAGGAUGCCUCUCUUAAUCUCAACGCCAUUAACCAGUGCCCCCUGCCCAAGCCCUGGAAGCUCACCUUCUCCUACGGGAGAGCCCUGCAGGCCUCCACGCUCUCUGCCUGGGCAGGCAAGCCAGGAAACCUCCAGGCUGCACAAGCGGCCUUCACUGAAAGAGCCAAGAUUAAUGGAUUGGCAUCGACGGGAUCUUACGUUCAGAGCGGACAGAAAGACAAGGCUGCCUCCCAGUCUCUCUUCACUGCCAGUUACGUCUACUAGACCAGUGCGCUCCUUAAACUGGGACCAGUAAGGCUCACACACCUGAGCCACUGCUUUUGCACCAAAAAAAAAAAAAAAAUUACAUUCCAAAAGUUGAUUUUUUUUUACAAAUCACAAAAAUGUGCCGACGUCUGUCUGUGAGCCUUUCUUUCUUCCCGAGCGUUUGAAGUCAUGGGGAGAUUUAAAUAAAAAUCUACACUGUUGGAAA